Messenger RNA from Hypoxylon trugodes, 595 nucleotides. RefSeq names its product ankyrin repeat-containing domain protein. The transcript has a single exon. The record is from RefSeq and is a predicted model, not a curated record. Gene Ontology annotation, molecular function: protein binding. The coding region runs from base 86 to 430 and encodes 114 amino acids. NCBI's taxonomy places the organism in Eukaryota, Fungi, Ascomycota, Sordariomycetes, Xylariales, Hypoxylaceae.
GGCUUCUUCUAAGGGCCACCUCGAAGUGGUUCGACUGCUACUCGAGAAAGGAGCUGAUCUUGCAGUUGCCAAUAAUGACGGAUGGAUGCCACUCAUAUUGGCUUGUAAAAAGGGCCAUGGAGAUAUUGUCAAACUACUAUUAUCAUAUGAUAAUGUGGAGCCAUACUUUGGUGAUAAUAAGGGUUGCAUGGCACUUUCUUGGGCAGCCUAUAAGGGCUACGAAGCUGUGGUAGAGUUGCUUCUUGUUGAUGAAAGGAUAGAUAAGAACAUACAGGAUUAUGAUGGUCUUACACCAUUAAUAUGGGUUGCGCAAAAGUUUCAUGAAUUGACAGUGAGGCUUCUCGUUCGGCAUGGUUGUCAAAUAUGUGAUCUAGAUGAGGACUCGUUUGUUUUUCACGCAGCCCUCUUUAUAUCAGAUGAUGGAUUUUAAAAAGUGAUGAAGAUAUUGAAUUUGGAAAAUACUAAGGAUUUCUUUGGGUUAGCAGCUUUAUAUGGGUCAUAUAGCUAAUAUCUAUCUAUACUUAACCGUCAUUUGGUUUCUUGCCAAUAUUCAUUAUGGGGAUCUCUUACAUAUAUUACAAAUAUAUAUCUAUGG